CCAAAGACAGCAGGAAUCAAAGCGCAUCCCGGCCGAACCGCAGAGCAUCAGAACAGAUUUAGGACCAGGAUGUUCGGCGGAGUGUCAGGACGAAUCCAACAUGAGCGGGACCGAGCCGGAGGCUUGGGCUCGGCCCAGCAGGCGGUAAAGUUCAUGAACCAGGACUUCCAGGCCUUAAAGGAGGAGUGCCUUCAGAACAGAACCCUGUUUCAGGACCCCAUGUUCCCGGCAGAACCUGCCUCGCUGGGCUUUAAGGAACUUGGACCUCUCAGCGCCAAAACCAGAGGAGUGGAAUGGAAAAGACCCACGGAGCUGUCAGCUAACCCUCAGUUCAUUGUGGGCGGGGCCACCAGGACUGACAUCUCUCAGGGGGCGCUGGGGGACUGCUGGCUGUUGGCUGCUAUCGGCUCUCUGACUCUAAACCAACGGCUGCUUCAUCAGGUGGUUCCUCAUGGCCAGAACUUUAACCAUCAGUAUGCUGGCAUCUUCCACUUCCAGUUCUGGCAGUUUGGGGAGUGGGUGGACGUGGUGAUUGAUGACCGGCUGCCAGUUAAAGAUGGAGAGCUGCUGUUUGUCCACUCAGCAGAAGGAAGCGAGUUCUGGAGCGCUCUGCUGGAGAAAGCUUACGCUAAGUUGUGCGGCUCGUAUGAAGCAUUGUCCGGUGGCAGCACCACUGAAGGUUUUGAGGACUUCACAGGGGGUGUGGCAGAGAUGUAUGAGCUGAAGAAAGCUCCCAGAGAUCUCUACCGGAUUAUCAGCAAAGCUCUAGAGAGAGGAUCAUUGCUGGGAUGCUCUAUAGAUAUCACCAGCUCCUGUGACAUGGAGGCCAUCACCUUCAAGAAGCUAGUGAAAGGCCACGCCUACUCAGUGACUGGCCUAAGACAGGUGGAGUUCAGAGGGCGACAGGAGCGUCUGAUCCGAAUCAGGAACCCCUGGGGUCAGGUGGAGUGGACCGGAGCCUGGAGUGACAGCUCCUCAGAAUGGAACUACGUCGAUUCUGCGGAAAAGGAUGAGAUGCUUUGUAAGAUGGAGGACGGGGAGUUCUGGAUGCCUUUCCAGGAAUUUCUGCGUCAGUUCUCCCGUCUAGAGAUCUGUAACCUGACCCCAGAUGCCCUGAGUCAGGACGCCACCAGCUUCUGGACCACGAUGACGCAUGAGGGCAGCUGGAGGAGAGGAAGCACGGCCGGAGGUUGCAGGAACCACCCGAACACAUUCUGGAUCAACCCUCAGUAUAAGAUGACUCUGUUAGAGGAGGAUGAUGACCCUGAGGAUGACGAGGCUGCCUGCAGCGUCCUGGUGGCACUGAUGCAGAAGGACCGCCGCCGGUACCGCCAACAUGGCCAGGACAUGCACACCAUCGGUUUCGCCAUUUAUGAGAUUCCCAAAGAGUUCCAAGGUUCUGCAGGUGUCCACAUGAAGAAGGAUUUCUUCCUGCGCCGCUCUUCCUGCGCUCGCUCCGAGACCUUCAUCAACCUUCGAGAGGUGAGCUCCAGGUUCCGCCUUCCUCCAGGAGAGUACCUGAUCGUCCCAUCUACGUUUGAGCCCUCCAAGGAGGGGGACUUUGUCCUGAGAGUUUUCACUGAAAAGGAGUCCGAGACAGAGGACAUGGAUGAUGUCGUCGUUACAAACCUGGAUGAGGAGGAGGAAGUCACCGAAAGAGACAUUGAUGACUCCUUUAGGUCCAUGUUUGCUCAGCUUUCUGGAGACGACAUGGAGAUCUCAGUGCGUGAGCUCAGAACCAUCCUCAACAGAGUGGUCUCCAAACACAGAGAUCUACAGACCGAUGGAUUCAGCAUGGAGUCCUGCAGGGCCAUGGUCAGCCUCAUGGAUAAAGAUGGCAGUGCUCGGCUCGGACUGGUGGAGUUUCAGAUCCUUUGGAACAAGAUUAAGAAGUGGUUGGGAAUCUUCAGAGAGUUUGAUCUGGAUAAGUCCGGCUGCAUGAAUUCCUACGAGAUGCGUCUGGCGUUUGAAAAUGGCGGGUUCAAACUGAACAACAAGCUCUAUCAGAUGCUGAUCGCUAGAUACGCCGACAACGAGAUCAUCGACUUUGACAACUUCACCUGCUGCGUGGUCAAACUGGAGACCAUGUUCAAGACCUUCCAAGGCCUGGACAGAGAUGGGACCGGAACUGUGGAGUUAAAUUUCAGUGAGUGGCUCUUUUUGACCAUGUGUGGCUAAACCUCAGAGCGCCGAGAGAGGACGGAUAAGAGGGCAACAACUAGACUGAGAGGACACUUCUUCUGCUCCACUGUCCUGGCAUAACACCUCGAUACUACAAAGAUACCACUACCAUACUAACAAAAUACUAUAAUGUUACUACAAUAAUGAAAUGGAGAAUUGCAACAAUACGACGGUAAUUCUGCAGUAGUCAGAGUGGAGCCUGAGUUUGAUUUGAACAUAUUUAUUCAUAUUUAUCUGUUAAUGAUCAUUAACUGUACUAACAUGCAUGAAAGUAAACAGCUUAGUUUAACCUCAGAGGAAUCACCUAAUUGGUUGAGAUGGUUCAUCCAUCAUGAUCCAUCUGGAACAUUCUCUUUCAAUAAAAAACCCAGCAGGCGGACCCUCCUCUGGUUCUGGUGUUCAGCUGCAGUCAGAGAUUCUGCCAAUAAUGUGAGGAUGAUUCGGUUUCACUUCCAAGUGUUUUAUUUAUAAAUGAGAUUCAAAUGAUCUGAGACUUGAAAUGUAAAAAGGAACACUUCCUUCCUUCAUUUAACCCAUGUAUUUACUGACAGCAGCUAGGUUCCUCCUGGGUUCUUGAAACCUGGAACAGAACGUUUGCGGACAUGACUGACCCUCAGAAAUGCAGCUCUGUCUGCAGUCUGCAGACCUCCUAUUCUCAGGAACAUCUUCAUUCAGAAGUGCAUUACUACAGACCCAUAGUACAACCAACUGUCCUUUGGUACUAGAGCUGUACAUGUAACCUACCUGCUGCUGUGCUAGUCUGCACUGAUAGAGGGCGCUGUAGCUACUCUGUAUUUAUGCUUUCACUGGCUGUGAUACUCAGCUGAGUUCUUUACUCCCAUCCUGACAUUUAAUAAAGUGAGGCAAACCAAA
This is a messenger RNA of Cyprinodon tularosa, 3054 nucleotides long. It is a transcript of the gene capn1b, whose product is annotated as calpain 1, (mu/I) large subunit b. Gene Ontology annotation, molecular function: calcium ion binding; calcium-dependent cysteine-type endopeptidase activity. The transcript is spliced from 22 exons. Gene Ontology annotation, cellular component: cytoplasm. The coding region runs from base 70 to 2178 and encodes 702 amino acids. The record is from RefSeq and is a predicted model, not a curated record. NCBI's taxonomy places the organism in Eukaryota, Metazoa, Chordata, Actinopteri, Cyprinodontiformes, Cyprinodontidae. Gene Ontology annotation, biological process: proteolysis.